AUGCUCCGGUCGCUCGGCAGCGGUACGCUCCGCUCACUCUGCAUUCGACGGAACCGCUCCCUUCCGCGCGCCUUCUCCUCCGCAACCCGCUAUCUCGAACCCCCGGCCGCAGAUCGUGUACCAGAUCGCGUACCCCUCCGUAAACAACUCAAACAAGAAGCCAAAGCGCUUCGGUCGCAUAAAAGACAACGCAAGGAGACUGCGGAAGCAUCGAAGGAAGAAUGGGAAUUGACAGUUGGUGUGGAGAUCCACGCGCAAUUGGACACUGAGACCAAAUUAUUUUCCCGAGCGUCUACUUCGACUAGCGAUGUCCCCAAUUCCAACCUUGCAUUGUUUGAUCUGGCGUUUCCGGGAAGCCAACCGGUGUUCCAAGCCGCCAUCCUCUUACCGGCCAUUCGGGCUGCCCUCGCGUUAAAUUGUGAGAUACAGCCCGUUAGUCGGUUUGAUCGGAAGCAUUACUUCUACCAAGAUCAGCCGUCUGGGUAUCAGAUUACACAAUAUUAUGAACCAUUUGCACGGAACGGCUAUGUCGACCUAUAUGAUUACGACGGUAUUGCGCCGGAGGACGGUGAACGGGUCCGCAUCAACAUUAAACAAGUUCAACUGGAGCAGGACACGGCCAAAUCCCAAGAGUAUUCACCCACGACACAACUUCUCGACUUCAACCGUGUCUCCCACCCUCUGAUUGAGAUCAUCACCAUGCCACAAAUUCACACUCCCGAAACGGCGGCAGCAUGCGUUCGGAAACUACAAGCUAUUGUCUUAUCGUGCGGUGCCGUGACGACGGGAAUGGAGCUGGGCGGUCUUCGUGCAGACGUCAACGUUUCGGUCCGACGCCGGGGUGAAGCACCUGGGGAACAUCAGUACGAUGGGAUCAGCGGGCUGGGCCAGCGUACUGAGAUCAAGAACCUCAGCAGCUUCAAAGCGGUGGAGGACGCCAUCAUUGCCGAGAAGAACCGUCAAAUCGAGGUGCUCGAGAGCGGCGGUGUUAUCGAAGGCGAGACGCGCGGAUGGGCCAUUGGCAGCUCUGAAACCCGCCGACUACGCGGUAAAGAAGGCUCAGUCGACUACCGCUACAUGCCGGAUCCUGAUAUUCCACCGUUGAUCAUUGGCGAGGACCUGCUCUCCAGCCUCAAGGACACGCUGCCCACAGCGCCCGACGCACUUCUUACCCUGCUCGUCGGAUCCGAGUUCAAUCUGCCCAUCGAGGAUGCCAAACCCCUCAUCGAGCUAGACAAUGGAGCUCGCCUCGAGUACUAUCACGAUGUGGUGGACAUUCUCCGCAGUCUGCAGGUUGACCAAGACGACAAAACGCGCGCCAGUCUCCUACGGGUGGCCAGCAACUGGGUGUUACACGAGCUCGGAGGUCUCGUGGCCAAGCAUGAUCGGGCAUGGGAUACAGAGAUUGUUCCAGCCCGGUCCUUGGCCCAUCUCAUUGACCAGCUGCAGCGGAAUCUGAUUACUGGCCCGACAGCCAAAUUGGUGCUGGCCACCAUCUUCGACGGGGACCGUCGACCGGUGCCGCAACUUCUGGAAGAAGAGAAUCUCCUGCUGCGGCCGUUGUCGCGAGAGGAAUAUGUGGCGCUGGCAGAGUCGGUCAUUGCCAUGAAUCCGCAGAUGGUCGAACAGAUCCGCAGUAAGAACCAAUUGGGGAAGUUGGGCUGGUUCGUGGGACAGAUGAUGCGCACUGGUGAAAAGGGUCGGGUGGAGGCGCCCAAGGCAGAACAAAUCCUCCGAGAGUUGAUCUUAUCUUAG
Molecule: messenger RNA, 1755 nt
Organism: Penicillium bovifimosum
Lineage: Eukaryota; Fungi; Ascomycota; Eurotiomycetes; Eurotiales; Aspergillaceae
Product: glutamyl-tRNA(Gln) amidotransferase subunit PET112
Exons: 4
Coding region: 1-1755 (584 amino acids)
Biological process (GO): glutaminyl-tRNAGln biosynthesis via transamidation; mitochondrial translation
Molecular function (GO): glutaminyl-tRNA synthase (glutamine-hydrolyzing) activity
Source: RefSeq, a predicted model, not a curated record